AAGAGUUUGGGAGAAAUCAUGGCCGGUUGUCAACCGUGUUCCCGGCCUGAGGACCAGAGCCCACAGCCCAGCUCCUCGGGGUACCCCCUGCGGGCAGUAAUGGGUGAAGAAAGCCCAGGACCAUCAGCCCCCCGGGUAGACCCCCAUCCCCCGCCUCCCUCCUGUGGCUGGAAGAGGAGAAGGGAGGAGUCAGAGGAGGAGACAGCCCCAGGGGCUGAGGACGUCUGGGUCGUGGAGAGGCUGUGUGGACUCAAGAUGAAGUUGAAGAGACAGCGGUUGUCUUCAGUGCUGCCUGAGCACCAUGAGGUUUUCAACAGGCUGCUGGAAGAUCCUGUCGUUAAAAGAUUCCUGGCCUGGGACAAAAACCUGAGGGUAUCUGACAAGUAUCUCCUGUCUAUGGUCAUAGCUUACUUCAGCCGUGCUGGCCUCUUCCCCUGGCAGUUCCAACGAAUCCACUUCUUCGUAGCACUCUACCUGGCCAAUGAUAUGGAAGAAGAUAACCAGGCCCCCAAACAGGCCAUCUUUUCAUUCCUGUACGGGAAGAACCGCUCCCAGCGUUCCUUGUUUCACAAACUGCGGUUUCAAUUCAUCCGAUCCAUGGGCUGGAAGACCAGGGUGUCCCGGGAAGAGUGUGAGGAGAUCCAGGCUUUUGAUCCAGAGCUGUGGGUGUGGGGGCGAGAUCGCACCCUCAUGCCCUAGAGUUCCCGGGACCACGGAGGCCUGAGGUCAUCGGCCUGAGAGAAGAGUCCAGGGGAGAUGCAGGUUUUCAGCAGGAAGUCCAUCUGGAUGCUAAUGACAGGCCUGAGGAAGGAAGAGAGGAGUCUCUUGUACAGAUAAUCUGGAAGAACCUAGAACCUUCUAGAAUGAGCUGAAUAGAGUUAUCACACUGUAUUCCUAGGAGUUGGGGGCACGUCUAGGAGUCCAUGGAAGGACAAUGAGAAACCAGGGUUUUGUUCAGGGUCUGUCCCUUCCCAGGGCACCACCAAAUAUUUCAGAUUGUUUUAAUUCAAAUCUCCUCUGAGGUAGAAGUUGGAGGGCCCGUUUUUUAUGCACUGGGACACAGAUUAGGAGGGAAGUACUUCAAAAAUGUAAAAUUAGAGCCAAAGGAUUGUUUGUGAUAGAUAGCCUAACAAUAUGACGUAAAUUUCAUUGGUUUAUUUUGAAAGUCUUGCCCUUAGAAUGAUUAUAUUUAUUUUUAUACUCUAUGUUUAUGUAUUUAUUUUAAAUAGUUCUGAAAUAGUCAUACUUUUCAAAACAUGCUGUUCCUACAAAGUUUGUGAUGAGAUUACAGGUGUUACAUAUAUGUAAAUAUAAUUUUGUUUACAUUUUCAGGAUAGGUUUUGUGUUAUUAUAUUUAUAUAAUAUAUCAAUUAUAAGCAGAUGGAUAGUUCUCUCAAGUUCUUGUAACUACAUUUUUAAUUGACAUUUACUCUUCAUUAUUCAAUUGUGAGAAUUCAGUUGUAAUUUUUUAACUUGCCUUGAUGACACAUUUGUAUGUUAUUUUAGAUUAUUAAAGAGGAUACCACAGUGUGUAUCUUGGGGAAACAUAAUAAAGAUAAAAAGUCUUCUUA
Felis catus (domestic cat) is the source of this 1571-nucleotide messenger RNA. Its product is annotated as speedy protein E4-like. Lineage: Eukaryota; Metazoa; Chordata; Mammalia; Carnivora; Felidae. The transcript has 7 exons. Bases 19 to 699 code for a protein of 226 amino acids. The record is from RefSeq and is a predicted model, not a curated record. Gene Ontology annotation, biological process: positive regulation of cyclin-dependent protein serine/threonine kinase activity. Gene Ontology annotation, molecular function: protein kinase binding.